Molecule: messenger RNA, 1408 nt
Organism: Otolemur garnettii (small-eared galago)
Lineage: Eukaryota; Metazoa; Chordata; Mammalia; Primates; Galagidae
Gene: MED4
Product: mediator complex subunit 4
Exons: 7
Coding region: 56-868 (270 amino acids)
Biological process (GO): regulation of transcription by RNA polymerase II
Cellular component (GO): core mediator complex; mediator complex
Molecular function (GO): transcription coregulator activity
Source: RefSeq, a predicted model, not a curated record
CGCCCUGGUGUCGGUGCGCCCCGUGCAUGCGCCGGGCUAUUAGUGCGUAGGGAGUAUGGCCGCGUCUUCCAGUGGGGAGAAGGAGAAGGAGCGGCUCGCAGGCAGCGUGGGGGCUGCCGGUGGUAACAGCACGCGAGAGCGGCUGCUGUCUGCGCUUGAAGAUCUGGAGGUCUUGUCGAGGGAACUUAUAGAAAUGCUGGCAAUAUCAAGAAACCAAAAGUUGUUACAAACUGGAGAGGAAAACCAGGUCCUGGAGUUGCUAAUUCACCGUGAUGGGGAAUUUCAAGAACUAAUGAAAUUGGCACUUAAUCAGGGAAAAAUUCAUCAUGAAAUGCAAGUUUUAGAAAAAGAAGUAGAGAAAAGAGACAAUGAUAUUCAGCAACUACAAAAACAACUAAAGGAAGCAGAGCAAAUCCUGGCAACAGCUGUUUACCAAGCAAAAGAGAAACUAAAGUCAAUAGAAAAAGCAAGAAAAGGUGCUAUUUCCUCUGAAGAAAUAAUUAAGUAUGCACAUAGGAUUAGUGCAAGUAAUGCUGUGUGUGCUCCACUGACCUGGGUUCCAGGGGACCCGCGGAGACCAUACCCAACUGACUUAGAGAUGAGAAGUGGAUUAUUGGGUCAAAUGAACAAUCCUUCCACUAAUGGUGUGAAUGGUCACUUACCAGGGGAUGCACUUGCAGCGGGCAGACUGCCAGAUGUCCUUGCCCCCCAGUAUCCGUGGCAGUCAAAUGAUAUGUCCAUGAACAUGUUACCACCAAAUCACAGUAAUGACUUUCUGUUGGAACCUCCUGGGCAUAAUAAAGAAAAUGAAGAUGAUGUAGAAGUUAUGUCAACCGACUCUUCAAGCAGUAGCAGUGACUCUGAUUAAAAAAACAUGAAAGACAUGAUACAGAAUUGGAUGCUAUAGAAUUCAGUUUCUUGAAACAGUGGCAGGGAAAUGUUGACUACAAAAUAACCAGGUAAAUACUGGCUAUGGUAGAUUUUUGCAGCCUGUUAAAAAAGUGAGCUUUCUUUUUAAAGCCAAAAUCAUGGUUUUAGUUCUAAUCCACUAGGCAGAUAAUUUAGGGAAUAGUCAAAAUUUACUGUUGCCAAAAAAAAAAGAAAGAUUAUUCUGUUGUUAUUAUUCUGCUUUCUUACCCUGUUGUGUUCCAUUUGUGCUGGAUUUGUACAUAGCAGUUCUGGAAAGAUUCAAAGGAAAUUAUCUAAGUAUAUCUCUAACAGGCUUCCUGGAAUUAGGAAAGCAGUUUUAAAAGGCAGAGGAUUACUGAAUCUGCGUCAUAUUUCUGAAUAACAGAAAUCCUCAUUUGAAAUUGAAGGCUCUGACUCUGUUACAGGAACAGGGGAAAUGUCUCAUUUUGUACCAUCUGUAAUUAUUGUAAUUUUGUAAAUAAAUUUACUUUUGUUUUUA